This is a messenger RNA of Diaporthe batatas, 2823 nucleotides long. RefSeq lists its product as uncharacterized. The coding region runs from base 1 to 2823 and encodes 940 amino acids. The transcript is spliced from 3 exons. NCBI's taxonomy places the organism in Eukaryota, Fungi, Ascomycota, Sordariomycetes, Diaporthales, Diaporthaceae. The record is from RefSeq and is a predicted model, not a curated record.
AUGCUGCCCGCAACUCUCUCGACCAAAUACGGUCGGUAUAAGGCGAACCAAGAUGACCUCGCAACAUUCCUUGCCGUCACAGGGACCCUCUGUGGUGCCCCGUCCGCCCUCACCAGGCCCGUGAACCCGUCUUCCGAUAACACCAAGUCAGCCCGACCCAAGGGUAAAGACCGAAAGUUGGCCAAGCAGCGAGCAGCUGCCAGCACCAUUGAUCAGUCGACGCGCCAGAAGGCUCCCAAGCUGGCACUGAGCAGCUAUGUGCCCCUUGCAGAGGUCAUUGCGAAGUCGUCCAGCGUGCACGGAAGAAUUCCGAAAUGGAUCAUUACGGUGAUUGACAAGAUUAUUCACGACCGCGAGGAUUGCUUCCGUCACAUAAACGGGGAGGACGUGGCGGCCUUUCUUGCCAAAGGCCAACAAGACGGCCACAUCCACCCGAUCAAUGUCCUGGGGCGCGUGCGAUCUAUCCUAGCCCCAAAACACGUCGAGCAAACCACGAGAACUCAGAACAUGAAACAGCCCAGAACUCCAACGAAGAAAGUUCUUGGUGAGGUUUCUGGCAAUGCCACCGCAAACAGCUCAGCCAAUAUGUUUGCUGGGCUGAGGCUGAAGUCCCCCGACAGCUCGCCCUCCUCGAAAAGUGAUUCCAACGAGCACAGAUCUGCCGUUGAAGCCGAAGACAUGGAGAAAGCCGAUGCUUGGAGGACCUCUCUGGCUCCGGCGCAGGUAUUUGAAGCUUACCCCGAAGCCUCACGGGAGGAAGCCUGGCUCGCGCUCGGGUCCUUGCGAGAUGAAAUGAUGUCUAUAAGGCGAGCAGUCCUGAAACAAUGGCGUGGAUGGAAGAAGGGGUCCGUUGAUCUGGCAGCCGCCGCCGUGACCACUAACACGGCCAUCGACCUCGUCCGUUGUAUGGAGAAACAAGCAAUACCAAUCAUCGAGUCGUACACGAAGAGUCUAAACGCCAAGGAAACCCAGCUUCCCGUCUGCUGGUACUCAUUAGGUAGCUGGAUCAGAGACAUCAACGGCAAGACUUGUGGUACAAACAUUUAUGCACCGCUCCUGGGAACAGACACCGAAAACCCGACCGUCCACCCACAAGACUUCAGUGCACCCAACCCCGCCCAGGUUGGGAUCGAAGAAUAUGAAGAGUGGCUUCUUGACUCCCAGAGCUUUCGAUGGGCGUACACAUUGGUGCAGCUCUACUGCAUGGAGUUCUUCACCAAGGUCAAUCCCGCAUACAAACGACCCGCUGGCUCGGAGCCAUUGCGAUUCGGAGCCGGGGCGCGACCAGAUGACACCAAACUGUUCGAGCAGAUGCGGAAAUGCCGCGGUUAUGACAUUCAAUGGCUCUACGAGCUCUCUUUCAUGGGCAACUAUGGUGUCGGUCCUGUGUUUCCUUUCAUCGACGAGGUGUCUCGUGGCUUUCGCAUUAUGCACGAAGACGUCGACAUCAAGCUCUGGGCUGUCUUCGGCGUCCAGCUAUUCUGGGACGUGAAUGAGCUCCUGGGAGACACCGCUCAGGCCCAACCACUUCAGAUUUUGAACAAUUUCCUCCAAGGCGGUCUCGACCUCUUUCAAAAAGCCUAUGAGCUCUACACAUCCGCCGUAUUUGUGGACCCGGCAGAGGAAGUUGAUGACACGCCCAACGGACCUUCGAAGACAGCUCAGAUGGGACACACCGUACUCAUGUGUUUACUUCCCCAGCGACUUGAUGAGGAGAUCGAGAACAUGGGGCACGCGAGCUACCCCAACCUGAACAAGUGCUAUUUGAUGACGCACCACCCAAUACUCUGCGGUAUCCUUCUGCACUCAGCGCGGUUGAUGCAGCAGGAAUGUGGCAUUAUUUCUGAGAAAUGUACCAGGUCAAUCAUGAAAAUGGCACAUAUCUACAAUGCCUGUUCCAGCUACGGCCUCAUCAGGGGCUCUUGGCAUGAUCUGGAGUAUUGCAUGAAAGAGUUACAAGGGCCCAAUAUCUUCAUGCUGGGAAAGCCACCAGACAAAAAAACAGAAGACGCCUUUGGCAAGGCCUUUCUUUUCGCCGCUGGAGCCAUCUCAUUGGCUUACACUGCGCCAGACUGUCGAGAGAGGCAGGGUAGACGCGGUCAAAAGUUUGGCGACGAACAUUUCAAGUUCCGCAAGAAAGGCCAGGGCAAGUUGUUGCAGAAGCUUGGCCCGGUCUCACUGAUGUUCGAGGACAGAUUCUGCAGAUGUGGUGACCGUUACGAACUCAACGAAGAAGAUCUGCAAGCCAUCACGGAGCGCGCGGCAGCCUACAAGGAUAUCGAGAAUCCGAAAAACCGCACGGCCAUAAAUCCGGGAGCUUCUCGAUCCAUGGUUAAAGGUUCCAAGUCAAUCGCCCAGCUGCUCGCUGACCUCAGCUUGGGCCUUGACCAGGAAGUGCCCCUGAUCUCUUUCCCCUACAUUUGCCUCGGCGUCGAGUGCGCGAAAGUCAUCUGGAAGGCUGAGAGGGUGUUAAUGGCCGAGUAUCCCGAUCUACACGAAAGCGACGGCCUGACUCCCAGCUUUGGGAGCAUAGCACUCGCCCUGCUCACAGGAAACUGUGGCAAGCUUUGGGUCGCAGCCGAUGAGAUCCAUAAAUACGUUGAGGAUAAGAAUCCUGGGAGCACCAACGGCUCGGUGGGACUCGCAUGGAUGAUGGAGAAUAUCCGGUUGGCGCCAAGCGCUGAAAUCGCAGAGAAAAUUCAAGAGUAUAUGCGGAAGCGGCGCGAGAACAACCUCGUUAUUACUACCCAAGUGGAUAGUCACAACGAGGAGAAUGUCACUUGCGAGCAGGAGAAUUCCCAUCAAAAGUCAGACGGUGUUUAA